AACAACCUCAAAAGACUAUCCUUGACAUCAGAACACCCAUCCUGCCUUUCCAUAUAUUCUAUGAUGGAUUUGCAGGAGCUCGUCCGAACCUUCAACAAGCUCCCACGAUCUCCGAAAACCCCAUCUGGUCUUGUGGACGAUCACUGGCACAUCGCAAUCCGGCAUGUUCCCCUCAAGCCCCCGGGUGACUUGCUUCAUCUCGUGAAUCCAGGAAGUCAAUACACCCACUUUGAAGGCCCUGCUCAAAUUCUGUCCGUCGAGCCUGCAACCUCUCGGGCUGAUGUCGUGCUUCCGAUGCUUCUGAGGUCGUUUGUCAACAGCAUGGGUGAAAGUGAUCCACGUGUUACGCCACGUGGACCAUGGAGUUGGGGAACUGGAGACGAAGAACUAGCGAAGGCGCUGGAGGAAAAGCUCAAGGCUGCCGGAGUUCGCGAUGAGCUGUGCAUGAUCAAGGUUGGAGACGCGAAGGACAUGGUGAUUGAGGAAGAAGUAUGGGUCAGUGUUUUCGAUAAGAUGAAAUUGCGGGAGGGGCCUAAGUGCAGUCAAUGCAAAAAUCCUCCUUCAGGUGAUGGGAAGCUCCAAGUCUGCAGCCGAUGCAGGAAGGUCCAAUGCUGCUCGAGAGACUGUCAGAAAGCGGACUGGAAGGAGCACAAGGUUGUCUGCAAGUAUCUCGCCAAAGACCCAUCAAUUGGCGCACUGGAUUACUACCAAAAUUUCGCGCCACACUUUCCUGAAGCGUAAGAGUUAGCUGACGAAAUUGGACUGUCUCUCCCAGGACAAGGUAGUAGCUCGCACGGCCUCAGGUAUACUGACCAAUCUUGUCGAAUGGCACGCUCUUCGUGGCAUCGUAACUGACUGACUACUGUUCUAGUGCUCCUAUUCGCCGAUUGGUGAUUACGGGGAAAGAUUGGUCAGAGAAUAUUACGAGGCUGCUUGGGCGGGGUGACAGAGAUAUGGUUGACAGUAUUCACAAGGACACUCGUAUCGAAAUCCUUCUUAGAUCUCCACCAGGAUCUCCGAAUUAUGCUAUGGCGGCGCAGCUUAAGUUGGACGAAAAUUGCCCGCUGUGGACGCCUCGGGAAGCUUCAGCAGGUGAGGAAGCGGAGCUCAGAAAGAUCAGGGACAUACAGGGACACAUCAGGCGUCAUAUGGGC
Messenger RNA from Hyaloscypha bicolor E, 1154 nucleotides. RefSeq lists its product as uncharacterized. NCBI's taxonomy places the organism in Eukaryota, Fungi, Ascomycota, Leotiomycetes, Helotiales, Hyaloscyphaceae. The coding region runs from base 61 to 741 and encodes 226 amino acids. The record is from RefSeq and is a predicted model, not a curated record. The transcript has a single exon.